Messenger RNA from Suncus etruscus (white-toothed pygmy shrew), 1194 nucleotides. It is a transcript of the gene STAP2, whose product is annotated as signal transducing adaptor family member 2. Lineage: Eukaryota; Metazoa; Chordata; Mammalia; Eulipotyphla; Soricidae. Gene Ontology annotation, molecular function: signaling adaptor activity. The transcript is spliced from 13 exons. The record is from RefSeq and is a predicted model, not a curated record. The coding region runs from base 1 to 1194 and encodes 397 amino acids.
AUGGCCACAGGCCGGAGCACCCCCACCAGCCCCCCAAGCCCAAGAGGUGCCCAGCGAUCUCACUAUCACGAGAGCUUUGUGGAGAAGAAAGGACCCCAGGAUCAGGAUUACAAGAAGUUCUGGGCAGGCCUCCAUGGUCUCACAAUCUAUUUCUACAAUAGCAAUCGAGAUACCCAGCACGUACAGAAGUUAGAUCUAGGAACAUUUGUGAAGCUUCGAGAUGAGCCCACUCCAACGUUCCGAGACAUUAGCAUCUAUUUCAGCAUUGUUCUCCGGUACCAGGAGGUCAAGUUCAAGGUGGAGAACCUGGAGUCUCGCGAGAUGUGGAAAGGCUUCAUCCUGACUGUAGUGGAGCUUCAGGUCCCCUCAAACCUCACCCUACUACCCGGGCAUUUCUACAUGAUGGCCGAGGCGUUGGCCAAAGAAGAAGAGCGACGUUCACAGGAGAUGCCCAGGUGUUACCUGAACGUGACCCGGCUGCAGGCACAAAUGCUCCUGGACCACUUUCCUGAGUGUGGAAACCUGCUUCUACGCCCCCGUCAGGAUGGCACAGGUGGCCUGUCAGUCACCACGCGGCAGAUACUCAACGGAACCCCUAAGAUCCUGCACUACAAGGUGAACCUGCGAGGUUCUAAGUAUGAGAUCGACGUGGAGGAGCCCUUCUUCUGCUCCUCCCUGGAAGAAGUGGUCAACUAUUUCGUGAAGACCACCAACAAGGCGCUCUUGCCCUUCCUGCCGGACGAGGACUACGAGAAGGUGCUAGGCUACCCAACAGCGGAUAAGGAGAACGGCGAGAGUGAAUGGGUUGUGCCCUCGGCCACCAGAGCCCCGAACCCAGGGCCUUCACCCAGUGUCCCUAAGGUUAUCCCACAACCCCGGCUCCCCAUAAGCAACCCGGACCAGUCAUUCUCACCACCUGUUCUGCCACGGAUACCACAAGCAGAGGAGGCCUACGUGAUCCCCAUUGCCGAUGGCGAUGAUGACAGAUACGUGAAUGGGGAUGCCUCUCCCCCGAGUCGGCCAGUCGUCCCGGAGUCCAAGACGCCCAGAGUUCCUAAACCACUCGCAAUGCCCAAGCCAGAUCGCAGAAUUCUUAAUGCCAAGACGAAGCCUCCCUGUCUUGUAGUGGAUAUGAGUACGGAGCUGGAAUUGAUACUGCAGAAAAGGCGAGAACACUUGGCUAAAAAUUCUUGA